AAGAAAAAUGCCAUUAUUGUCUCAGCUUUUAACUUAGCUAUUUUAAAACAUGAAUUACUUGUCUAAAGUUUUUUUUAUUUUCAUUUUUGGUUCUUGACCAUAUGUAAUCAGUUUGAUGUAAGCCUGAGAAAAUGAGAAUUGCCAUUUGUAGAAAAUCACAGGAAAAUCAUGUCUUCGUCAGAGAGAUUCUACAUAUAAAGAAACUUCAAAAGAUUUGUGUUGUCAGUGUCACAGAAACUUUAUGUGGAGAGCAAGCAAGCAGGCAGCUUUUAUAUGUCAAAUUCAAACUGCACUCUGUUUAACAGAGAAUCUCUGCAACUGCCUCCCGUUUAGUGUCCUCUUGUCAUUUUUUUGGUCAGCAGCAGAAGAAGUUUACCAUGAAAAAAAGAGUCAAAAGUGAGAGGAAGAGUGUCUCUUUUGUAUUACUGCAACAUUCUUUUGUGACAUCAUCACAUGUUUAAACAUGUCAUGUGGUCCCCACCCAAACACGAAUCUUUAACCUUCCCCUCUAUAGCUAAACGGGCUUAACAAUAUAAGCCCAUUAAUGAAAUAAGCCCAGGUCCAUCGACCCUAAGACUAGUACGCGUCUAUAAAUACAAAACGACCCCUCCCCUUCCAAUCUAUUCUUCAGAAUCGCGACUCGGCGAGUUAGGGUUCUCGAAUCGCAACUUCAACCACCUUCACCUUCAAGGUUUAUCAGACAGAUUCAGAAGAAGAUGGGAUCGGAAAAUUAAAAUUAAAGACAGAGAUCUCAUGUCUUGGUCUUAUUCCUUUAGAGAAGAAUGAUUACUACGAUGCACUCAGAAGAAUCAGGAAGAAGUAGUUACUUGCCCCGCAAGCGACAUCUCGAUAACCCUUCUGAAGAACAGAGCAAAAGAUCAAGACUUUACCCUCGCGAUCAACACCCAAACACAAACUUCAUCCCUCACGGUUGGUUAGACUGUCCACGUUUCGGCCACGAGAUCGGCCCCAUCAUCCCAUCAAAAGUCCCACUCAGCGAAUCUUACAACGACCACCUCCCUCCCGACAAAAGAUACACUUUCAAACAGCUGCUAACCAACAACAAAAGGAACAAGCUCGGUCUCGUGAUUGAUCUCACCAACACAACUCGUUACUAUAACCCUAGCACAGACCUUAGAAGGGAAGGGAUCGAGUACGUCAAGAUUCGCUGCAGCGGUCGUGACUCUGUCCCUGAUAACGUCUCCGUAAACACAUUCGUCCACGAGGUGAAUCAGUUCGAGAGACGUAACUUCUCGAAAAAGUCUAUUCUCGUUCACUGUACGCAUGGACAUAACCGUACAGGGUUCAUGGUUGUUCAUUACCUUAUGAGGUCUAGUCCCUUGAUGAGCGUUACACAGGCUCUUAAAACGUUUAGCGACGCUCGUCCCCCAGGGAUAUAUAAAUCGGAUUACAUCGACGCUCUCUACAGUUUCUAUCACGAAACAAAGCCUGAGAGUGCUGUUUGCCCACAGACUCCUGAGUGGAAGAAGUCUGAAGAAAACGAGUCUUUAUCUGUAUCAUUAUCAUCACCGUGUGUCCCUUUUGUGAUCAAGAAGAUGUCAAACGACGACGUUUUGGGAGAUGAGAUACCUUACGGUCAAGAGAAGUGUUACCAGGAGUUUUGUUACGAGAUGAUGAAUAUUAAGAUAGAAGGAAGAUCGUCGUCUCUGCAGUUUCCCGGCUCGCAUCCUGUGUCUUUAGACAGGGAAGGGUUCCAGCUCUUGAGGCGGAGGUACUACUACGCCACGUGGAAGGCGGACGGGACGCGUUACAUGAUGCUAUUGACUAGAGAAGGAUGUUAUUUGAUAGACAGGAAGUUUAGAUUCAGAAGAGUGCAGAUGCGGUUCCCUUGCAAGCCUCACGAGGCUAGAGUGCAUGACUACACUCUGCUCGAUGGAGAGAUGGUUGUGGAUAACUUCCUUGACGGGCAAGGAAAGCCUUGCCAGGCGAGGAGGUACCUCGUCUACGACAUGGUAGCAGUCAACGGGGUAUCAGUAUCUGACCGGCCUUUCAGUGAGAGAUGGAGUGUUAUCGAUAGAGAAGUGAUCAGACCACGUAACGAUGAGAAGAAAGUUACAAAAGGUUACAGAUACGAGAUGGAGCCGUUUGGUGUACGUGUAAAAGCCUUUUGCCUACUCUCUUCCGUGGAGAAGAAGGUGUUCAACGAGCUGAUACCAUCGCUCUCACACGACUCCGACGGGAUCAUACUCCAAGGCUGGGACGAGCCUUACGUCUACCAGAGGAACCAAGGCUUGCUCAAGUGGAAGUUUCUAGACACCAUCGACUUUUUGUUCGAGGUGGGGAGAGACGGGCGUUACAUGCUGUUCUUGUGUGAAAACGGGAGGAACAAGCUUAUGGAGGGGCACGCUGUUGAGUUUAGAGGCGACGGUUGGGAGGAACCGGGGAGUUAUAGUGGGAAGCUUUUGGAGUGUUUUUGGGAUAAGGAGGAUAAGGUUUGGGUGCCUAUGAGGGUUAGAGUUGAUAAGUCUCAGCCGAAUGGUAUGGGAACUUUUCGUGGGGUGAUGAAGUCUAUUAAUGAUGGUAUAACUAAGGAGGUUUUGUUGGAGGAGAUUAAAGAGAUUGUUAGGCUUCCUAUGUACGUUGAGCGUAUUCGUAUGGAUACUCUAGCUGCGGAACGUCGCAGGCAUGGGAACCGCAGGGGCUGAUGAAUGAAGUUUAAUCUUCUGUUUAGGAGUAUUUGUUGAACUAUUGUAAUCUACCGUCCAAAAGUAACACUACACAUUCUUAUUUUGGUUCUCUAUUAUUUGGAUUUUUGAAAACAAAUAAAAUAUAAGCCAGUAUCGUAGCGUCUUGGAGGAAAAAAAAGGUCAUCUCAUUUUAAGUUGUACUUACAAAACUUUACACUUAAAAGCAAACUAGAUGAGCCUGAUGGCUUUACUUGGUGAAGCGGAUUAUCUUCCAAAAGGUUUGAAUAUAUAUGCUUAUUCAGCCUCUCCCCAUAAUCCCUUAGAUUCAAGCAGCAACGCCUGUAGGCUCCCUGAGAUUCAUUUCCCAUUAUGUGUCUUAGCCAUCAAUCUAAUUGCAUAAACUAGUAAGAACACAACUGGUUUAGUAUAAUCUAAUGAGCAUAAAAAUGGCCUUUUCAUCAAUUUUAGUUCGGUUUACUUGUGGAUUGGUUCAACUUUCUGGCAUAAACAUUUAUGAAAACUGAUCUACGAUCACCUUCAGGCCAGAAAGUAAGUUUAUACGCUUCAAAUCUUCUUGUUUAAACAACAAUGGCCUCUGACCAAAAAAAACAACAAC
Brassica rapa (field mustard) is the source of this 3264-nucleotide messenger RNA. Its product is annotated as mRNA-capping enzyme. NCBI's taxonomy places the organism in Eukaryota, Viridiplantae, Streptophyta, Magnoliopsida, Brassicales, Brassicaceae. The record is from RefSeq and is a predicted model, not a curated record. Gene Ontology annotation, molecular function: mRNA guanylyltransferase activity; ATP binding; mRNA 5'-triphosphate monophosphatase activity. Gene Ontology annotation, biological process: 7-methylguanosine mRNA capping; dephosphorylation.